This is a messenger RNA of Lachancea fermentati, 927 nucleotides long. NCBI's taxonomy places the organism in Eukaryota, Fungi, Ascomycota, Saccharomycetes, Saccharomycetales, Saccharomycetaceae. The record is from the annotation of a GenBank genome assembly.
AUGGCUGAAGCUUAUGAGGCCCAGGUCAGCGCCAGUAGGGCGCUGAAUGGUGGCAACCAAGGUCUGCCACCCAUUGAGGAAAAUUUCGAGGACCUGGACGACGACUUUCUCGAUCUUUACACGAUGAAUCCUAGGCAACGGUUGUGGCAUCAGGUUAGACGCGCCAGAUAUAGGCUGCUCGAGUCAUAUAGUGGGCUGCCAUUAUGGAAAAAAAUUGCAAUAGGCGUAGUAUUCGUAAUGGGCGCCGGCUUCAUGUUGGGCAUGCUGAUAUUUCACAAGAGAAUUCUGAAAGCAAUGGUAGCAAUUUCAGAUCAGCUCCGAGAAAAGUGGUACACGCCACUUUUAUUUGCGUCGCUAGUGUUUCUAGUUUCGUUCCCACCGUUGAUUGGAUUUUCGCUACUGUCUACGAGCGUCGGGCUCAUUUACGGAGUGUCAUUCCGCGGGUGGAUCACACUCUUUAUUGGUUCGGUGUGUGGAUCCAUCGUUGCAUUUGCCCUCUUCAAGACCCUGCUGCGGUCACAAGCGGAACGUUUGAUGCGGGCAAAUUCAAAAUUCGAGGCGUUAACGUCUAUUCUACAGGACAAUGACAGCUAUUUCAUCUUGGCCUUGAUAAGAUUGUGUCCGUUCCCUUACUCAUUCACAAACGGCGCUAUUGCAGGGGUGUAUGGUGUCACGAUCCAAAACUUUUCGAUUGCUAGCGUCCUCACUUCGCCCAAGUUAGUGCUGUACCUGUUCAUAGGCGCUCGUCUCAAAAAUAUGGGGGAGACAGAUUCUCCCACGUCGCGCUUGUUUGACUUCCUAAGUAUCGUAGCGACAGGCCUGGUACUAUUCUUUACUGCUUGGCUGUUGUAUUAUAGGGCUAAAAGAAGAUAUUCAGAAUUACGCAGGGAGCAGCAGCUGGACGUGUCAUUUGAUAAUGUAUUUUAG